CGACAGCUAAACAAACCGCUGUCGGCAUCGCCUUCCGCUGAAGCACAAUGAAAGUGUCACAGCGCCUCCAGCAUUCGUCACACCCGAAGCUAACCGCAUGGGGAUGUUGACCUUCCUGACGCGAACAUUUCGUCCGCGGCAAUCUGCGUAUACGGCGUCUCCGAUUAGCGAGAGCGUGGCGCUGGUAUCUACCAAGCCCAUGUACUCUUUACCAGCUAUCGUUACGCCUAUGUACGGAGCAGAAACGGGGACGGACCCCUGUACUCUGCAAGCUAAUGGGGCCAACGCUAACCCAUCCUCGGCAAAAUCUUGCGGCGAGGUACGAGACAUACACCCCAAGCUUUCACCUGUCGCCGACGACGGAUCAGGGCUAACCCCAACUCCCGCCGCCGGCUCUACUCGUUUUCCUGCGCUAAGCGAGAACUCCGCUGGCGGUGGGGAAAGUUGCGCUUGUAAUGGCACCUGGGCUGCGCGCGCCCGUGUUCCACCGGUGGCAUUCUGCUACUGUGGACUGCGUUUACAUGGAUACUAUGUCGACUAAACGGUCCAGUCGACUGAUCGUCAAAGUCGACUGGCGGCGGUUUACAUGCGGACGACUAAGGCGCCUAAGUGCUCGAUGGAAAUUCAAUCGACUGAUCUUCGACUGAAGCGCCACCCUCAUCUCUGACCCGUAACCUUAUAAUUAGGAUAUAUUGCAUACAAACUUCUUAUCGUAUAUGUUCUUUACAUCUGAAACACUUCUGCAGCCUUUCCGCGAGCCCUCAUUCGAUAAAUAGACUGCCGGCAUUACCAUUCUUUCGGUCGAACUGCGGAAACAUCUGGCAACAAGUACGGCAAGUUUUGGGAACACAACGCCCGCGGAUCUGCGAAAGCUAUGGACGAAGUUGUUUUGCUUUUCCUGCUGCUUGCACAGCAAAGCGAGUUUCUUAGCAUGAUCAGCUUGUUACUGAUUCGUCACGUCACAGCGAUGAUGGUUCUGGUGCACCAGCACAACCAAAUGGUGCAGCGCAUACUGUCUGCGACGCCCGACGAUACGGAGAUGACGCCAGGCUGGACACUCGGAGAAUGGGCAGCUCUGCACGACCUGCAAGUCAUAGGGCGUGCAAGACGGCGCAUAUGGAUGUGGACUCGCCCAGACGCUUGGUGGGAAAACCUUGUGGCCACUGGUAGCCCGUGCCAGUGGAAGGAGAGCUUCAGGAUUUCGAGGGCAACUUUUGUACGACUGGUUGCCCUUGUAAGGCCACACAUGUCUCCCGCUCCAAACUGGGUCAGGACGCCAGUGCCAACUGACAAGCAGGUUGCCAUAGCACUGUACAAGCUAGCCAGCUGUGGUGAAUCACGCUGUGCUGCAUCACUGUUUGGCGUACAUAAGUCAACUGUCCACAAUUGUGUCUACCUGUUUUGCUACACUUUGCGGAAGCAGUUUCUGAGCCAGUUCAUCCGCAUGCCUGACCAUGAUGAAGCAACUGUGAUUGCACAGCGCUUUCUGCUGAAGUGUGGCAUACCGCAGGUGAUCGGUGCAGUUGACGGUACCCACAUUCCUGUUCUCCCUCCAUCGGUGGGCUAUCGGGACUAUGUCAACAGGAAGGGGUGGCCGUCCCUAGUAUUACAAGCUGUUGUGGAUGACAGAAUGAGGUUCCGCAACAUCUAUUGUGCACUACCAGGGUCCGCUCAUGAUGCCUCUGUGCUGAAGUCCUCAAGGCUGUACACAGACAACAGUCAACUUAUUCCACAAGUGCACAGAGAUGUCAGAGGAACUCUGGUUCCAUACGUGAUACUUGGGGACCCGGCAUACCCCUUGUUGCCCUGGCUAAUAAAGCCGUUUCCCCAGAGUCGAAGGCUGACGGCAGAGCAGGAACUGUUCAACGAGCGCCUGAGUGCAGGCAGGGUUAUUGUAGAACAUGCCUUUGGACGGCUGAAGAGCAGGUGGCGCUGCGUUAUGAAGCGCACAGACAUCAACUACAAGUUUGUACCAACACUUGUAGUAGCAGUCAGUGUGCUGCAUAACAUUUGUGAGGACAGCAACGAGGGCAUCAACCCAAGCUGGGUUGCAGACAUGCAGGACUUAGAACGCACCUUCCCUCAGCCAACACGCCAGUCCCAGGCAGAUGGAGGCAAUGCAGCCGUGCAGGAUGCCCUGUGUGCCUACACAGCAGCCCAUCUGCUUUAAGGAGCUCGCAUUGACGCCUGUGUGCCUCCUCCGUUCGCAGUGCUGCUGCUCUUUCCGCUCUUUCUGCUGAGGACUUCAUUAUCCUCUCUAGACCAUCCAGGAAGGUGUCUUUCCUGCUGCGCUUCCUGGGACGCUCCUGCAGUUGAGGACGGCCUCAAGACGACAGCAAACGUUAUGUAAUGCAGAAGCAGUAUGCAACAUUUUUCAUGAUGAACUGUGAAACACAAAGCGUCAGAUGCCUUACCGUCACCAGUAGGCGAUGUCGUCAUGUUGGCUUCCUCUUCGAAGUCAUCUUCCACAUUUGUGGCACCAGCAGAAAAUUCUGCACUCGUGUUUGGCUCUGAGGUGAAAAAUUAAACAUUUCAUACCAUGGCUUCCAUGUUCCUCCAUUUACUGUAACAGCACAACUCUGCAGGAAAUGUAAAAUCAAAAUAUCAAGAACUUAAUUCACCUAGC
Molecule: messenger RNA, 2626 nt
Organism: Ornithodoros turicata
Lineage: Eukaryota; Metazoa; Arthropoda; Arachnida; Ixodida; Argasidae
Exons: 6
Coding region: 875-2170 (431 amino acids)
Source: RefSeq, a predicted model, not a curated record